Molecule: messenger RNA, 1017 nt
Organism: Chlorocebus sabaeus (green monkey)
Lineage: Eukaryota; Metazoa; Chordata; Mammalia; Primates; Cercopithecidae
Source: RefSeq, a predicted model, not a curated record
GCAUCCUGACGCCUGUGCGCCUGCGCUGCGCCCCAGCGCCUGCGCACUGGCGCCCGUCCGCCCCUGGGGCCUGACAUCAGCAGGAUGGAGCCGACCCUUUAGCCUGAUCUCCAGGAUCCGCCCCCUCCAGGGACGUCAUCACAAACUGGGAGCCCGCUUCUGUGUGACGCCAUAAAACCCGAUCCGCAUCAUGACGUCACAACCCUAGCCCAGCUCCCUCAUUUUCUCGCUCGGCUCCUUCCUCCGCUCCCGUCCGGCGGGGACAUCGCGAUGAGGCGGGAUCGCGGCGCUAAGCCGGCCCUGGGUGGAGCUGGCAAGGUGGAACCAGGUGGGAUGGCAGCCUCUCCCACGGGCCGUCCCAGACGGCUCCAACGCUACCUCCAGAGCGGCGAAUUCGACCAGUUGCGGGACUUCCCCAUCUUUGAGAGCAACUUUGUGCAGGUGACUCGGUUGGGAGAAGUUGCCAACGAGGUCACCAUGGGGGUGGCAGCCUCCAGUCCAGCCCUGGAGCUCCCGGACCUAUUGCUUCUGGCCGGCCCUGACAAGGAGAAUGGACACCUGCAACUCUUCGGGCUGUUCCCCUUGAAGUUCGUCCAGCUCUUUGUCCACGAUGAAAGCCGGUGUCAGCUCGAGGUCAAGUUGAACACCAGCCGAACCUUCUACUUGCGACUGCGCGCCCCCCUCGAGACCCGAGACCGGGAGUUCGGCCAGUGGGUGCGGCUGCUCUACCGCCUGCGCUUCCUCUCCGCCUCCGCCGUGCCCUUCACGCAGGAGCACCAAGUGCUGGAGGAUGAAGAUGAGGAGGGCGAUGACGAUGAGGUGGAGGCCCAGAGGGAGUGGAAGGAGCCCCAAGGCGUGGAAGCCAGACUUGACCCCAAGACCUCUGAACUCUGGGGACUCUGAGUCUUCCAGCGUCCUUCAAGGUCACUGAAUGACCAGAGAUCAAAGUACCUUGCCUCAGGGCCAGGCAGAUGAGAUAUUAAAGUUAAUAAAGGUCAACCCCUUAAGAACCAACAA